This is a messenger RNA of Zingiber officinale, 2648 nucleotides long. Its product is annotated as phosphatidylinositol/phosphatidylcholine transfer protein SFH13-like. NCBI's taxonomy places the organism in Eukaryota, Viridiplantae, Streptophyta, Magnoliopsida, Zingiberales, Zingiberaceae. The record is from RefSeq and is a predicted model, not a curated record. The transcript has 16 exons. The coding region runs from base 401 to 2245 and encodes 614 amino acids.
UGGAGAAGAUAACAGCUACAGCAAUGGCAUAGCUAACCUCUAUCCUAACCCUCUUCCUUCGAGCCUUUACAUUACUCUGACUCCUCGAUUCCUCCCCUCCUUCUCUCUCUCAAACCACAAAAAGGAGCAAGCAAGUAACUUCAGGAAAGCAGACGAAACCCAUCCCCGAGAAGCAGUGGAACCAGAGGAGCAGGAGGAGGAACUGCAGGAGAAGGAGAAACGGGUGGUGAGAUCUUAACUGAUCUUCCUGUUACAUUCUAGAAUCUUCGCCGAUCCUUCGAUAAGUGUUCGAUCUUUGCGUUUGCUGAGUUCGAUGAGUCUUUGUUUCUGCAUUCGACCUCUUUUCCUUAAGUUAAUAUCUUAAAAGAGUUCUUGUUGAGUUGUUGUGCCUCCAGUGAAAAUGAUAGAUUUUGUUGAAGGCUCACGCAGUUACGAGGGGAGUAAAGAAAGGAGAUCAGAUAUGGAGAACUCCGAGGACGAGAGAUGGCAGACAAGAAUGGGGUCCCUGAAGAAAAAAGCGCUGAAUGCUUCCUGCAGAUUUACCCACUCUCUAAAGAAACGGGGGAGGAGGAGAGUCAAUUUCAGAAUUCCUUCGGUGUCUAUUGAGGAUGUGAGAGAUGCAGAAGAGGAGCAAGCUGUCCAUUUAUUCCGGAGGCAACUCAUUGAUAUGGCCUUGCUGCCUAAUCAACAUGAUGACUAUCACACAUUACUGAGAUUCCUCAAGGCAAGAAAAUUUGACUAUGAGAAAGCAACUCAUAUGUGGGCUGACAUGCUUCAGUGGAGAAAAGAAUUUGGAGCAGACAGAAUUCUGGAGGACUUCAAAUUUGAAGAAAUUGAGGGAGUUUUACGCUAUUAUCCACAAGGGUACCAUGGAGUUGACAAAGAGGGUAGGCCAAUCUACAUUGAGAGGCUUGGGAAGGCUGAGCCAAAUAAGCUUAUGCACAUAACAACAGUUGAGCGAUACUUAAAGUAUCAUGUACAAGAAUUUGAGAAAGUCCUGGCUGAGAAAUUUCCUGCAUGCUCAAUUGCCGCCAAGAGACAUAUCGGUUCAUCUACAACAAUUUUGGAUGUACAAGGAGUGGGGUUGAAGAAUUUUAGCAAGACAGCCAGAGAUCUCUUGCUCAAUAUACAGAAAAUAGAUGGUGAUUAUUAUCCUGAGACACUACAUCAGAUGUUUAUUGUUAAUGCUGGCCAUGGAUUUAAGCUUCUUUGGAAUACUGUAAAAGGCUUUCUUGAUCCUAAAACUACUUCAAAGAUACAUGUUCUAGGAACUAAGUACCAGAGUAGACUUCUUGAAGCAGUUGAUGCAGGCCAACUUCCAGAAUUUCUUGGCGGUUCAUGUACAUGUUAUUAUGAUGGGGGAUGUCUUAGAUCUAAUAAAGGCCCCUGGAAGGAUCCAGUUAUCAUAAAGCUUGUGCAAGGUGUUGAUGCAGCCUACCUGAUGGCAAGAAAACAUGCUUGUGAUGGAGAAAAAAUUGUAACCCCUUGUACAAGGCUGCAUUGCUUGAAGGGAAUAUAUAGUGAUACUUCUGCAGCUGAAUCUGUUUCUGAUGUUGAUAUUGGCUCUCCUGUGAUAUCAGGGUCUUUUGAGUAUGCUUCAGCUCAUAAAGUUGGGGAAGUUAAUCAUGGCGAAUAUCAGAAUUGCAAUGAACUUUUUUUCAAGGUUGAUAAAGAUAUACACGUUGCUCAAGCUGGAUGCCAGCUUUCUGUGAAGACAUCAAAAGCAAUAAAAGACCUUGCAAAUGCACCCACAAGCGCACUGCCAAAUUCAUUUGGGAAUGCUGCUGUUGAUAGACACAACAUCAAGGAUCAUUUAGAUGAGGGAAAACUACACUGUUUUGCAAGAAUGUUGACUUCAUUUCUUGUAAAAGUUCUAUCCUUUUUGCGUACAUUAAGGUCUAGGCAUGAUACAAGCUCAGAGAAUAUUCAUUCAUUAGAAGCAUUGGACUUGGCACACAAUAAAAACUCUACUGCAGAAACCAUCAAGAAAGAUUAUGUCACUGCUUGCAUGAACCGUCUUCAAAAGGUUGAGUUGAUGCUGAAUGAACUUAGCAGUAAGCCAGCAGAGAUUCCUCCAGAAAAAGAGCGGAUGAUAAUGGAUUUGAUAGACAGGAUAAAGUCUGUAGAGUUUGAUGUUCCCAAAACAAAUAAAGUACUGCAAGCAACAUUGAUGAAGCAAAUGGAGCUUGAAGCAACUUUAGAAGCUUUGAAAGACUCUAUCAACCGCAGGAGAAUAUUUUGUUGAUUGACGGAGGACAGAGUAGCUGUAGACGGAUGAGAUUUGCUGCAAAGAAUACUUCCAUACUUCAUCCUCUUCUCUUUUGGCCAUCAUGGAAAAAAUGGAAACAAAGUGUCAGAAAAAUAGAUUUCAGAAAGAGCUGCAGGCAUUUGUGCAAAAGUGACCGCAUUGUGAUUUUUUUUGAUAGUAGCAUUUCCAGUAUUACUUUUCAAGUGCUAUAAGAAUACGAGAGAAAGGUUUGGUUAAAGUGCCGCAAUGGUUUAUGAUUUACCAAACUAUCAGUGCUUGUAAUUUGUGUUAUGUAUCGCGUACAUUUUGAUAGCUAUAAACUCCCUAUGUAUACUAGGUUGUGUAAAGGGGAAGAUAUUUAAAAGGCAAGUGCUUGAACUAUGAUUGAGCUUUAGAGAAA